AUGGCGGCACGCGAUAGCUCAACAAUCGUAGAUGAUGCUGAUCGAGCAAUUGAAUAUUACGAAGAAAUAGACAAUCAUAAACUUGAUUUUCGAAAACGAAAAGCUCCUCCUUCAAAAUCUAUCACAAUAAAUGUACGAGAACCAUCACCAGUAGUCGAUCCUGUCAGACAACUUAAUGAACAAUUAAAUCGACAAUUUCGACCUGAUCUUGUGCCACCCACACCUUCUCCACCAUCAACACCAGAAGAAUCACCAGUUAUUCAACCAGUUGUUCAACGAACACCAUCACCAAAUCCUGUUGUAUAUGAUUCACGUGUAAAGCCUGUUAAACCACCGAAAGAACCGAAAGAACUAAAAGAACCUUCAAUUAGUAUCAAGGAAAAGUUACGCAGUCGUAUUCAUGAAUUAACUGCACCUACUCCUGAACCAAUUUUUUAUACACCAGAGAUAUUUGAUCAACAGACAACAGACGAAUAUCAAGCACUAUCAGGUUUCUCAUUCGUACCUAUAUCUCAACAGCAGCAACAAAAAUUUCUAAUGACUACUCAACCUUCACAGCAACAGCCACAGAUCUCCAUAAAGACCAGACAAUCUCAACCACCACAACAAAUCUCCAUGAUGGCCAGACCUUCUCAGCCACCACAAAAAAAUUCAAUGAUGAUAAGACCUUCACAGCCAGAGCAAUCAUCUCAUCCUACUAUAUCACAUUAUCAACCUCCUACAAUAGCUAAUAACAUAUCUUUUAAGAAUAAUAAAGUCGCACCACCACUUCCUUCUAAUUACAAUAGACAAAUGAUAAAUCAAAAUUUACAAUAUGAAUCCAUUGGACGUUCAUCAUCAUUAAUGUCAACAAAUCCACUUAUUCAAACAAGCAAUGGAUACCAACAGCAAGCAUAUAAUUAUAUUGAUCAAUCAAAAAUCAACAAAAGAAAAUCAAAACAAAAAUCGAUAACAAAUUCAAUUGAUCCGCAUAAAUCAUUUGAUAGACAUAAAUCAUUUGCCCUAUACAAUCAACAAAAUGGUCGUAUUGAGGGUGUUGUUAAAAAUCGACUUAAUGUUGCUGUUGAUAAUGAAGAUGGAGAGAAAAUAAUCGAUGAUGAAUCAGCACCAAAAAGCAAAUUAGCUCUAUGGCUUUCUCAACCAUUAUGUUUAGGAUUGAAACGUUUAAGUGGUGGACUUUUAUUUGGAUCUAUGAUAAUACUUGGUACUGCAUCAUUCGCUGGUCUUAUAGCUUCAAUUGUUACAUAUAGCCAAGAUAAUGUAACUGAUGCUCAAUGGAAAAUUUUAGGUAUGGUUGUUUGCACUAUAAUAAUCAUAACAAUAAUUGUUACAUUAAUUGUAUUUAUUUGUUGUUUUAAAUAUGGUUAUAUGUUUAAUAAAGAUGAAGAUAUUGAUCCAGAUGAUCCAUCAGCAACAUAUGAUGCCGAUGGAAAUGAACGACAAAAAGCUGUUUUAAGAAAAAUCUAUAAAUUUAACCGUCCAACUGAAGGAUCAUCAAUACCAUCUGGUAUGGUUCAGGAUGUUUCAACACCAGGAUCAAUUUCUUAUCCAACUGUUCAGGUUACUGAUAAACAAACAAAUACAGAAUCAACGAUUGCUACGGUACGUCCAAAAGAUUUUGAUCGUGGUGUAUGGCCAUCAAUGAAUUCUUAUGGUGGAAUAAUGUAUCGUCCAUUAAUUCCACCAGAUAUGGUUUCUCGUUUUAUUCAAGUAUUACCACAAGAUAUUGAAGAAUCAUUACAAGUACCACAAAUUAUUUAUCAAGUUGUUGCUCCAGUAAAAAGAGAAGUUCAACCACGAAUAAUUCAAAUAGCUUCUCAACAAGCACCUGUUGUUGAAGUUAUUGAAACAAAACAACCACGAACUCGUGUUGAGUAUAUUGAUGUUGAAGAACAACAACCAGAAUAUGAAAUUAUUGAAGAAAAACGACCACGUCGAAUUAUUCAACAACAGCAACCAGAAUAUGAAAUUGUUGAAGAAAAACGACCACGUCGAGUCGUUCGACAACAACAACCACAAUAUGAAGUUGUGGAAGAAAAACGACCACGUCGACUUGUUCAACAACAAUCCCAACAUGAAUAUGUUGAAGAAAUUGCUAAUCAAUCAGAAUCAUCAUCAAUAGAAGAAUUUGUACAAGUUAUUGAUGCUCCAAAACAAACUCGACAACAACGAAGAAAAAAAGAUAAAAAACAAAACUUUGGUGUUUCUGUUAAACGUAUUCAAUCGAAUAACGAUUAA
Adineta steineri is the source of this 2238-nucleotide messenger RNA. The record is from the annotation of a GenBank genome assembly. NCBI's taxonomy places the organism in Eukaryota, Metazoa, Rotifera, Eurotatoria, Adinetida, Adinetidae.